Messenger RNA from Acanthaster planci (crown-of-thorns starfish), 1670 nucleotides. It is a transcript of the gene ndufs8, whose product is annotated as NADH:ubiquinone oxidoreductase core subunit S8. Gene Ontology annotation, molecular function: 4 iron, 4 sulfur cluster binding; NADH dehydrogenase activity. The record is from RefSeq and is a predicted model, not a curated record. NCBI's taxonomy places the organism in Eukaryota, Metazoa, Echinodermata, Asteroidea, Valvatida, Acanthasteridae. Gene Ontology annotation, biological process: mitochondrial respiratory chain complex I assembly; mitochondrial electron transport, NADH to ubiquinone. Gene Ontology annotation, cellular component: respiratory chain complex I; membrane.
CGCGCCGAUACGGAACUUUUAAAGAGACAUGGAGCUCCGUAGAUCUUACAUAUACAAUUUAACAAAAAUGGCGAUGCUGGGAAGAAGUCUGUGCUUCGGAGCAAACGUAACAAAACCUGGUCAUUUGGCCUUGUUGAUGACAUCAUUGAAGGCUGUUUCAGCUACUCCGUCACGUACCUGCUACAAAUAUGUGAAUGAUGUUGAACCAGGUGACAGCAUGAAGGAGAUAACAGACAGGGCUGCAACUCGACUAUUCUUUGGUGAAUUGCUUCGAGGCCUUGGUAUGACAAUGAGCUAUCUAUUCAGGGAACCAGCUACCAUCAAUUACCCAUUUGAGAAGGGUCCGUUAAGUCCAAGGUUUCGUGGGGAGCAUGCUUUGAGGCGCUACCCCUCAGGAGAGGAAAGAUGCAUUGCUUGCAAGUUAUGUGAAGCUGUGUGCCCUGCACAGGCAAUUACUAUUGAAGCCGAGGCAAGAGCAGAUGGUAGUCGACGCACCACUCGCUAUGAUAUUGACAUGACAAAGUGCAUUUACUGUGGCUUCUGCCAAGAGGCUUGUCCAGUUGAUGCUAUUGUUGAGGGUCCCAACUUCGAGUUUUCAACUGAGACUCACGAAGAACUGCUGUACAACAAAGAGAAAUUAUUGAACAAUGGUGACAAGUGGGAGGCAGAGAUAGCUGCUAAUAUACAGGCAGAUCAUCUUUACCGUUAGCAGGUGUUGACAGAUGGGACUAUUCUAUAAAGAUUUCAUCUUCCUUUUGCCUAGGAUCGAAGGCCAGUUCAGAGACCCAAUUGUUAAGACUGAAUUGACUGUCCCCAUAAAGGGUAUUCCUUAACACUAACCAGCAUUUCCCUCUGCACAUUGAGGAUAAAAUUUAUCUCCAAGGGAUUCCUCUUUUGUUGAGUGCUUUUGGGGGCCGUUUUUUGUGUGUGUGAAAUACAUCAUUUGAUCAUGCCGAACAAUGUUGGUGGGUUAGGAGCCUUAUUGAUCCUACAGCGAGUUCUGGAUAUUUUUGGAGCUUGUCAUUUUUAGGUACAGAUGCAAACCUAGUAAUUUGAAGUGUGUAAGCCCUAGUCAUCUCAUACAGUGACCCCACAUUGUACAUUUAUUAAAUUCCAGUUUGGACAAAGCUGGGAUGUUUAAUGAAGUUGCGGUUGUUGCAUUUCUGUAAAUGCUUUCAUUACAAUCAACCCUUGAUUACUUGCAUGUGGAGAUGGAAAGAGAGCAGAGUUUCAUAUAUAGCAAGACAAAAACACCAAUGAGUUUUUAAAUUGAAUCAAAUCUAUUUCUGUUUGGCCGUCUUGUGUACAUCGGGGUUGCACGGUGGUUCGGUGGUGCAUGUAUAUGAUACAAUGUAUUGUUUGCUCCAUAGCUUUGCUGUACAUGUAUUUGAUAUUUUCAAAAUGCACAUUACAACUAUUUUAUCAACUCCAUUUUGAUAAGUACAUUUAGUUGUAAGAGACAUUUUGACUGCAUAAAUACAAAUGACUCAAGGAUUAAUACCCCAAGCAUGUCUCUUUUUGAUGUUUUUAUCACACCCACAAUGGUCUUCAAUUUUGUUAAUUUAGGAGCAAAAUGCUUUUGGUUGGAUAAGUGUGCAGUUUGCUCAUUUAAACGAUUUGUAACUAAGCAGAGGAGAUGAAUUCUGUAUUAAACAGAUUUGUGAUCUGCA